GCCUCGAUUGCUUCGGUCUAAUAAACAAAGAUGCCGGAAGCAGCUUCAGGAAAGACAGCAUCGGAGCGGCAGGAGGAUUACAAGGCCGCAAACAGUUACGGGGCGUCUAGUAGUUCGUUCUAUACCACCGAAGAAAAGAAAGAAUCGUACGAAGCUCUCGCCGACGUUUUGGGCAGCAAAUGCAUGGACGAAACGCUAAGAAUAUGCAUCACGGAUAUGUUGGAUGUGUGUGCCGAUAUCACAGAAGCCUUGCGCACAGCUUUAGUAACGGUCGAGGGCAACAUAAACGACUUCGGAGAUGCGCAGUUGAGCGUGGAUAUGAUCGCCGACAACUUGAUUUGGGACGCUGUAAAGAGGUCUACAGUUAUCCGGGAGGGUGCUUCCGAAGAGGAUCCCGUUGUUCGAAAUGUGGAUGAGAACAAGGAGGGCGAGUACACCGUCUGCUGGGAUCCACUAGACGGAUCGUCUAUUGUUGACAAUAACUGGGCCGUUGGAACCAUGAUUGGUGUUUGGCCCAAGAGUACUGGCCUUCUUGGUGCUACUGGUCGAGACCAGGUGACUUCCCUCGUGGCCUUGUACGGUCCUCGGACAACAGUCCUUGUGGCCUUGGACGACGGCGCUUACGAGUUUAGUUACGGCUGCACGCCAGAAGGCUGCCAACUGUCGGAUGGCAGCUGGGAGCCCUGGAUUUGCACGCGCCACAAAAUCCAAAUCAAUCACCAGAGCAAAAUCUUUUCGCCCGCAAAUUUACGUGCCGCGCAAGAGUUGCCUGGCUACAAAAAGCUAGUAGACCACUUUUUGGAGAAUCGUUACACCCUACGCUACACCGGAGGUCUUGUUCCGGACGUGUAUCAGCAAUUUACUAAAGGGCAGGGUGUCUUUUCGAACCCGACGGCGGGAGGUAGCCCGGCGAAAUUGCGCUUGGCGUUUGAAGCAGCGCCUUUUGGCUUGCUCGUUGAAAAAGCUGGUGGUAAGACAUCCGAUGGAGUCACUGGUGGGUCUAUUUUAGACGUACAAAUCAAUUCGGUAGAUCAGCGUACCGCAUUAUGCCUUGGAUCUAGUGACGAAGUAAACCGCUUCAAUGAAUUUGUUUGCACAUGAAAAGAAGUAAAUGUAAUUAGAACUUUCCCUUCUACUCUUCCUAAUAGGUCGAA
Molecule: messenger RNA, 1154 nt
Organism: Phaeodactylum tricornutum CCAP 1055/1
Lineage: Eukaryota; Bacillariophyta; Bacillariophyceae; Surirellales; Neidiaceae
Gene: SBPase
Product: seduheptulose bisphosphatase
Exons: 2
Coding region: 31-1101 (356 amino acids)
Biological process (GO): gluconeogenesis; fructose 6-phosphate metabolic process; fructose 1,6-bisphosphate metabolic process
Cellular component (GO): cytoplasm
Molecular function (GO): fructose 1,6-bisphosphate 1-phosphatase activity
Source: RefSeq, a predicted model, not a curated record